AUGCAAGCAGGGGGCUGCUUCGGAGGUGCUUUCCACACCGAUAUCGACAAAUAUUUCUCUCUCCUCCUCCCCUUCUCCCUCCCCUCUCCUUUUCCCAUUCCUCUCCCCGUCUCCCGCCCCAUCCUCCCAGCACUAUGCAUCGGAGGUGCACUGGGCUUUCCACACCGAUAUCGACAACCUUUCCCUUCUUCCACAUCAGAGAUCUCCUCUCUCCUUCCUCCCUCUCGCUCUUCCCUUCCCUUCUUCCUCCCAGCACUAUGCAUCGGAGGUGCACUGGGCUUUCCACACAGAUAUCGACGAGUAUUUCUUUUCCCCGGCCGGCACGCCGCCCGGCUUUCUUCGUCACUACCUGCAGAAGCUGCCAAACACAACAGUACAGGUUCUGCUCCAGAGCAUGUUCUGGUCCAGAACAUGUUUAUCCUGGGGGAUCCAAUAGGCUCUCACACCGACACGCUGCUAGAGCGCUACACCUUGCGCAUGCCUCACUCUACCUGUUUCCUUGCCCCUUCCUGUUUACCUUCACAUCUCUCCCUCACAGGUGCUGUGCUGGUUCAAAACAUGUUCUUCCUUGGGGAUCCAAUCGGCUCAGACACCAACACACUGCUAGAGCACUACACCCACCGCAUGCCCACCUCCUCCGGGCGCCUCCGCACUAAGCCCAUUGCAUGGCUGCCCCUCGCUGUGCACCUCAGUGGUGAUGUUUUCAUCAGCCCCCACCAGUGGCCUAUGAUGGAGAAUGGCCGGCCGCCAUUGGUUGAUACGGGGGUGCUGAGGCUGAACCACUACUGGGGGGACCGCGCCGGGGUGAUUUCGGACAAUACCCCGGAUUACAGGAUUGAUGUCACGAUGAUGAGCGAGUAUGGGGAUGGGCUCGUGAAGGAUGAGUCAGCAAAGCCCAUGGGAGUGUGGCUGCGGCAGCGCAUGCAGGUGGCAUGGACGGUCAUUUCAGCCCAGGCGGUUCACAAGGAGAGGAAGCGGCUCAGGAAACGUGUGGCUGAGGUGAAGACACGUGUCAGGCAGCUAGAGGCUCUCGUGCCGCCGCUGUUGAAUGAAGGAGGAGGCAAGGGAGUGAGGAGAGAAGGGAACGAAAGGGACAUGGAAGAGGAGAGGUCGUCUUUCUUCAUGUCUCCUUCCCCUCCGUUCUCUCCCCCCUCGCCUUCCUUUCUUUCGCCUCUCCCUCCGUUCCCUCCUUUCCGUCCUCUCUUUGCCCUCUCUUUUCUCCUCCCUCUCCCUUCUCUCACUGAUCUGUCUCCUCUCCCUGGCUUGCCCUUCCGCCCGCUAGCUUCUCGCCCUAACCGCUAUGCUUCUCCCUCUUGCUAUUCUGCUUCCAACCUUCCGUCUCAUUUUCUUUCUUCUCUUCUUAUACCUCCCUUUCUUUGCACGUCAUCUCCCCUUCCUUUUCGUCCUUCUCUUCUCCCUUAA
Molecule: messenger RNA, 1422 nt
Organism: Closterium sp. NIES-65
Lineage: Eukaryota; Viridiplantae; Streptophyta; Zygnematophyceae; Desmidiales; Closteriaceae
Source: the annotation of a GenBank genome assembly